AACAAGCAGUUCACUUCCGAGGCGGGACGGUAGGAUUGCCCAUUCCAAUCAUGGCAGAUCGCUUACAAUGGGCUCUCGGCUAGGUCUCGCACUCUCAUUCGGCCCCUGAGUUUUCACUUUCUCAACGUAUUUCCGUAUCCGGCUGGGUAUCAUGGCGCUAGAUGCAGCCCGGGAAAUGAUGGAGGAUGAGGGCUUGGAAGACGGGGAGCUAAGCGGCUCUGACACAGACAUGAGAACGUCGGGAGUGGGGAACAAAGGGCAGCAGAAAACAGAUUUAAUCACCACUUCACUCAGUUACCGGAGUAAUAGUACCCUUUCAAAUAAUGUCCCCUACCGAACGACUAAAGGUCUGGACUCGAGUGAAGAUAGUGCAUCUGAUUCUGAUGAUGAAGAUGGUUCUUCAUGGAAACGUAAACGGCAGAAGUGUACCCACCCAGCCCCUAAAAUGGCCAGACCUCUUCCUGUACUGCAGGGCCAACAAAGGCCUAUUGGCACGGGGGGUACAAAGCGUAAUAAUGUAUGGGGAGCUGUCCUUCAGGAGCAGACCCAAGAGGCAGUGGCAACUGAACUAGGUAUUAUGGAUAUGGAAGGCCAACUGGAUAUGAGUAGGCAAUCGGAGACAUAUAAUUAUAUUCUUGCCAGGAAACUGAUGGAAAAAACAGAAAAGGAGGAAGAACUGAAGCUGGACAAAGAACUAGAUGAGUACAUGCAAGAAGAUAAAGAGUCUGCACCAAAAGAGGAAAAUGGGCACCUCAAGAGGAAACGACCUAUUAAAGAAAGACUGGGAGAGAGGUUAGAAAUGGAUUACAAGGGCAGAUAUGAAAUAACUGAGGCUGACUCAGAAGAUAAAGUCUCUGAUGAAAUUGCCCAUAGACUCCGAGAGCCAAAGAAGGAUUUAAUAGAGCGGGUUGUAAAAACUCUUGGAACCAAGAAAGCUAUUGAGUUGCUUAUGGAAACUGCAGAAGUGGAACAUAAUGGUGGACUCUUUAUUCUGAAUGGAAGUAGAAGGAGGACUCCUGGAGGGGUGUAUCUGAACCUAUUAAAAAAUACACCAAGUAUUACAUCAGAUCAAGUGAAGGAAAUAUUUUGUUUAGAAAACCAGAAGGAACAAGAGAGUAAAAAGGCAGCCAAAAAGAGAAGGCGCCAUUUACUGGGGAAGAAGAUGAAGGAAGCCAUCAAAGGCCUUAACUUCCAGGAGCAUGACGAUACCUCGAGAGAGACGUUUGCCAGUGACACCAAUGAAGCACUGGCUUCUCUAGAUGACGAGCAUACAGAAAUGAAAGCCGACACAGAGGAUGCCAUUGAAAUCGACAAUUCCCACGACCUUGAGACUUUUUAACAGCACUUGCUGAUAUUGUGUAAACGGCUUCUACAUUUCAAAGCUAGAAAAUUAGGAGAAAAAAUCCUAUUCAUGAAAGACUGCUACAUAGGGGAAACAAAUGACUUAAUAGAAAAACAUUCGUUUCUAGUUGGUGGCACCACCAUGGUUUUUGGCAUACUUUUUUUUUUUGUUUUCUUUGCACUUUGCCUCGUUUUGCCUUUUAUUAUCAUACAAAUUAGUGUCCAUUAGAAACUGUGACCUAUAACUGUAAACUUGUCAUUUUGACACUAGAACAGGCCAUUCCUAUGUACCAGAUCAACCAUUUCACAAACCACAGAUCCCUUUCUAUAAACUGCUUUAUACUUAGAUAGGACGCUAUGACUUGUAGCUGCUCAUGUCGGCUGGGUUAUCCUGUUUAGCACACAGGGAAAUUUGUAGCAUUUUGUUGCCUCAGCAAAACCCCUACAACUUAACCUCCCAUUCAAAGUAAAUGGGAUUUGCUUUGAUUGCACUUUGUGUUGUGCGUUUGUCACCAGACAGGACAGCAUGCAGUUUUGGCAUUUCUAUCUUCUGUGAGGGGGGGGGGGGGGGGGGGAUAUGGAGCAUUUAGUGUACUUCUCUGAGUGAUAAAUUAGUGAGGCAACAAAAUGCCACAAUCUUCCCUUGUUCCAUUAUUAGCCUGCUAGGAGCAAUACUGAAAGAAGGUGCUAUGGUUCUAAAACUGCAGGGAAUCGGGCCACAAUAAUAAGUGCCUUGCAGCUCAACUACAUUACUGAUCACAAGACCCUUUAACCCUCUUAUACAAGUGUACUGGAACUCGCUGAUUCAGAACAUUCCACUAUUACCAGUAUUUAUACCACUUUUAAGAGAAUAAUAUAGGGAUUCAGCAGGCUGUUGAUAGGAAAAAAGGUUUCCUUAAACUUCAGCAAUGAAGGUAACAUUUCAAUGUUAAUUGCUGUUCUAGGCAGGUCUGACUUCUUGAAUAAUUAUAAAGGAUAAUGUAUCCCUGCUAAAAGGAUAUUAGAUGGCAGCUUGGUGUUUUGUGAUUAAAUGCAGCUUCCAUUCUGUAACCUAAAUGACUAGUUCUAAAUUGAAAUAGGGGUGUAUUAUUCUUUAGCUUGAAUACCAUUAAAUGGAUUCUGUCAUGAUUU
Messenger RNA from Xenopus tropicalis (tropical clawed frog), 2472 nucleotides. It is a transcript of the gene phax, whose product is annotated as phosphorylated adaptor for RNA export. The coding region runs from base 152 to 1339 and encodes 395 amino acids. Gene Ontology annotation, cellular component: cytoplasm; nucleus. The record is from RefSeq and is a predicted model, not a curated record. Gene Ontology annotation, biological process: snRNA export from nucleus. The transcript has 5 exons. NCBI's taxonomy places the organism in Eukaryota, Metazoa, Chordata, Amphibia, Anura, Pipidae.